AUGAUUCGUAUUACUGGCCCAAGUGCCGCUGCUAACACCACCCCCGCCCCUCGUGCCGCUGGUGCGCCUUUUGAUGCUGAUGACGCAGAAAUCAUUCUACGCACAUCCGACGGCGUUGACUUUCGAGUCCACAAGUCCAUCCUUUCCGUAGCUUCUUCCGUGUUCAGAGACAUGCUAUCUAUUCCCCAACCGUCGUCUCCCUCCGACGAUUCGCACUUGGUGCCCCUAACCGAGAGCAGCAAAACCCUGAACACUCUUCUCCUCUUCUGCUAUCCCGUACCCGAUCCAGAGAUAGAAACGCUCUCGGAUAUGCGUCUUGUGCUGGAAGCAGCCAGGAAAUACGAUCUCUCGUUCAUCUUCCAGUCGGCAUUCAAACAGCUCUCAGCUCGCUUUUUAGAUGAGAACCCGCUGGGCGUCUACUGUAUUGCCUGUCACUACGGUUGGAAGUCGGAGGCAGUCAAAGCGGCGAGACGUACCCUCGAUCUCGGCUCUCUUGCACAGUCCAACUCUGCCCACGCUGAAGAACUAUCAAUGAUCACCGGGUUGCAAUAUCACAGCCUAGUCCUUUACCAUACAGCUUGUGGCCUGGUUCCCAAAGAAAUCGCCCGUCAAACGUAUUGGCUACCAUUCUUUCGAGAAUUCACUCCGCGAUGUAAGACUUGCGGAGAGAGGAGAUCGGUUCCAGGUUACGAUUACUUUCUUCCACUUUGGCUUACCGAAGCGCUCGACAACAUCAGCGCCGAAUUCGAGAAGGUUCCAUCCAUCAAAGCUAUUAAUAAGGACGAUCAUCUCGCGACGGCUUUACGAACCGUCGAUAAGUGUAAAACAUGUGGUGGCCGCACAGCAGACGAAACUAUAUGGACAACGAUCAACGCGUUUAUUGACAAGAUAAAUAAAGCAGUGGACGAGGUUGAACUCAACUUCAACUAGAUCGUCUCUGAGGCCGAGGACUCGGAAUCAGGAGGCUGGAAAGUAGACUCCAUCAGAGCACUCAAUUGCAUUAGGGUUUUGAUGUCUUGCAACUGGGGGCACUCAACGU
Messenger RNA from Coniophora puteana RWD-64-598 SS2, 1039 nucleotides. RefSeq lists its product as uncharacterized. Gene Ontology annotation, molecular function: protein binding. The transcript has 2 exons. The record is from RefSeq and is a predicted model, not a curated record. Lineage: Eukaryota; Fungi; Basidiomycota; Agaricomycetes; Boletales; Coniophoraceae. Bases 1 to 930 code for a protein of 309 amino acids.